Molecule: messenger RNA, 2187 nt
Organism: Chelonoidis abingdonii (Abingdon island giant tortoise)
Lineage: Eukaryota; Metazoa; Chordata; Testudines; Testudinidae
Gene: SOX21
Product: SRY-box transcription factor 21
Biological process (GO): negative regulation of transcription by RNA polymerase II; neuron differentiation; brain development
Cellular component (GO): nucleus
Molecular function (GO): DNA-binding transcription activator activity, RNA polymerase II-specific; RNA polymerase II cis-regulatory region sequence-specific DNA binding
Source: RefSeq, a predicted model, not a curated record
UGCAACACAUAGCUAGCUCACAUGCACACGCAGAGAGAGCUUUACCUGCCUGCCGCUGGCUGCCGCUGCAGAGGGGCAAAAGGAGGGAGCGACUGAGACUGCUGCAAGCCACACCAGGGACUUUAUAACCGGCUCCACUUCUGCCUGGCUGAGAUCGCCGAGCAUUUUAAUUAGAACCCCCCUCGCCCUCUCUUCCCUCCCCCGCCCGCCCCCAAGUCACUCUCUGGCCAGGCAAGCCCAGAGAGCCCCGAGCAGAGGAGGAGCCAGGCAGGGGGCUAGCGAGCCGGAGUGGAGCUGCCCGGGAGCCCGCAUGAAACUUGGCGAAGUUAGUUGGAAGCUCUGGGAGCCGCCGCCGAGCUCCAAGUUGGAACCUGAUCCCGGGACUCGGCGCUGAGCGGGAUCGCUGGUGCCUGCCGGGCCGGCACGGCUCGCGUGCGCUCUAGGGGCCGCAGCAGGAGGCGUCGCUGAGCCCGGACCAGAGUGGGGGACAAUCCCCCCUCCCCCUGAGCAGGCGAAGGAGAAGAAACGAGUAUGUCCGAGGAGAAAGCAGCUCGCAGCGGCUCGCCGGGGGCAGAGAUCUGGCUGUGAGCGGAAGGGACCCGGCUAAUCGCCAGCCUCGCGCUAAAGCCAGGGGAGGAAAGCGGACAGCUCCCGCCGCCCCUGCCGCACGCCCUGCGUCCGGAGAGCGCCGGCCCGCGGUUUGUUUGCAGGCUCGCCAUGGGUAGGACUCUGUGAUCAUUGCUUUGCUCGCGGCUCGCCUUGCACGGAAGGAAGCCGCCGUGUCUCCCCUGCUCCCCCCGGCCGUUGCCAAAUGACAAGUCCCCGAGAAGAGUUGAGCUAGUGGAAGGGGAAGGGGGGAUGUUUGCACUUUUCCGUUGUUCCCUUUGAACUCUGGGGGCACCAGCAUCCAACUAGAGCGGCGUUUGGAGAGAGUUUCAAAAUCCUGCUUGAGAAAAGAAAGAAACUUCCCGGCGGAAAGAAGAGACCCGAGCCCGGGACAGUCUCCUGGUUGGGGGCCAGUUCUGGACGGAGAGGAAAGCGGUGCACAGGGGGACCUGCCUUUUGGGACAUCGGCUUUCAGGGUGCGGAGAGGAGCCCGAGGUUGGGGCGGUCUGGAGCCCAGCAGCCCCCAGGUGCGGGACUUUUCCUCCUGGGAGGCCGAGAGGGAGGAGCGGCUCGAAGUUGGUGCUGCAGUUCCCGGGCUCGUUCUGCUGCGGAGCAAAGAUUGAUUUUCUGCGGGCUGCGAGCGGCGGGGGAGAGGUGACCGGGGCAGGCGGCCGCCAGCGCGGUGUGGGCUGCAGCCUGCAGCAGCUGCAGGGCUUGCCGGGGGCCAGCAUGUCCAAGCCGGUGGAUCACGUCAAGAGGCCCAUGAACGCCUUCAUGGUGUGGUCCCGGGCGCAGCGCCGGAAGAUGGCCCAGGAGAACCCCAAGAUGCACAACUCGGAGAUCAGCAAGCGCCUGGGGGCCGAGUGGAAGUUGCUCACCGAGGCCGAGAAGCGGCCCUUCAUCGACGAGGCCAAGCGGCUGCGGGCCAUGCACAUGAAGGAGCAUCCCGACUACAAGUACCGGCCCCGCCGGAAGCCCAAGACCCUGCUUAAGAAGGACAAGUUCGCCUUCCCCGUGCCCUACGGCCUGGCGGAUCCCGACCACCCGCACGGGCUGAAGGCGGCCGGGCUCCACGGCGGGGCCGGUGGGGGCCUGGUGCCCGACUCCCUGCUGGCCAACCCGGAGAAAGCGGCCGCCGCCGCCGCCGCAGCGCCGCCGGGUCUUCUUCCCCAGUCGGCGGCCGCCGCAGCCGCAGCCGCCGCGCCGCGCCGCCAGCAGCCCCUAUACGGCUGCUGGAACCUGGGGUCCAAAAUGGAAGAGGCGUCGCCUUCCUCCGCCUCGGCGUCUCCCUACGCCCUCCCCUGGCGCCUACCCCGUCGCCGCCGGAGCGGCACCUUCCACGGGCCCGCGCCGCCGCGAGCUGCCGCCGCCGCCGCCGGGGGGCACACUCACUCGCACCCGUCCGCGGGCAACCCGGGCUACAUGAUCCCCUGCAACUGCAGCGCCUGGCCCAGCCCGGGCCUCCAGCCGCCCCUCGCCUACAUCCUGCUGCCAGGUAUGGGCAAGCCCCAGCUGGACCCGUACCCGGCAGCCUACGCGGCGGCGCUAUGACAGCCCCGCCGAGCGGCGGACUCCCAGCCU